AUGGCUAAUACAUCUGGUCAGACCCAGCAGUCGUCGGCGACUCCAGUCUAUAUUUUACGGGGACAUGCUGCCCCAAUACAUGCAUUGAACGUCUUUGCGCAGAACCUGCGACUUGUUUCCGGGGAUGCGGAUGGCUGGGUAGUCAUCUGGGAUCUGGUCACUAAACGACCAAUCACGGUAUGGAAGGCACAUGAGGGCGCUGUGCUGGAAGUGAAGGGCUUCACUGUUGGUCCACAAAUAUCAGAGAUUUAUACACAUGGUCGCGACCACAAACUCUGUGUCUGGAAGCUUCGAGUAGAAGAUGAAACGUUCCUCGACAAGACACUCCCAGUUGACAUGGCUAGCUCUGCCAUUCCGGAAAAAAGGACUCAGCCGUGGCUGCUUCACUCUCUACCUGUCAACGCGCUCAAUUUCUGCGCCUUUUCAAUGGCCUUCAUAGAUGUGGCUGGGGGCACAUCUUUAGGAGGCGUUCGGAAGGAGCCAGAUACAACACGCCAGGAUGUUCUUUUCGCUGUACCCAAUGCUAUCGACUCAGGAGGAAUUGACAUCUUCCACCUCCCAUCUGAGCGCCGGCUUACUACCAUAAAAUCAGAUCCAUCAGUUAAAACCGGAAUGCUGAUGGCCGUCAGUCUUUUUGUAUCACCAUCCGGAGAUGUCUUCGUUGCUUCUGCCUUCGAAGACGGGCAUGUCAUGGUUUUCAUGCAUAAGGGCCCUCUCAGUCCAGCCACCUUCGAGCUCACCAACAUCAGUUCAAAUCCCUGGAAGUGGAAUAAGCUCUACGCCAGUCGUCCUCAUACCCAACCAGUUCUAUCCCUCGAUGUCUCUCCCUCACACAAUUAUUUCAUCUCAUCUUCCGCUGAUGCCUUGCUCAUCAAACACCCGAUUCCUCGCCCCGGCUUUGAGGGGUAUACCUCUGCUGCGAACUAUACAGAAGACAAGGCAUUGAAAACAAUUAACACGAAACAUUCUGGGCAGCAGGGGCUUCGCAUUCGAAGCGACGGAAAGGUGUUCGCGACUGCUGGUUGGGACAGCAGGGUCAGGGUGUAUUCUGGCAAAACAAUGAAGGAGCUAGCUGUGCUUAGAUGGCAUAAGGAAGGGUGCUACGCUGUUGCGUUUGGGGUAACGAAUCCAAUUUUCCAGCCAACUCCUGAUACAGAUGAGGUCAAAGAUUCGAGUAGUCAGGAAUCAACUCAAGAAACGAGCAGAGGAGAAGCGCCGGAGAGGUCGCUCGCGACUGUGCACCAUCAACGAUACCAAAAAGUACAACAAACUCACUGGCUAGCGGCUGGAUCCAAGGAUGGAAAGAUUUCAUUAUGGGAUAUCUAUUGA
Molecule: messenger RNA, 1329 nt
Organism: Penicillium canariense
Lineage: Eukaryota; Fungi; Ascomycota; Eurotiomycetes; Eurotiales; Aspergillaceae
Product: WD40 repeat domain-containing protein
Exons: 2
Coding region: 1-1329 (442 amino acids)
Molecular function (GO): protein binding
Source: RefSeq, a predicted model, not a curated record